AUGCACCUGAGAUCUGUGACAUUGCAGAAAAUGAAAACUACUGUGAUUGUUUUGCUGGCUGUUGUUGCCUUCGCCACCUGCCAAGGAGGUGGUUUCAGAGGAGGCCAAGGCGGACGGGGCGGUACCGGAGGUCGAGCUGGUGCAGGUGGCUCUGGAGGUCAUGGAGGUUUCGGCGGGCCGGGUGGCGUAGCAAGUUACAGGGGGGAGGGGGGUGCAGGAGGCUUCGGGGCGGGAGGAGGUGACGGGGGCGCCGGGGGGCCGGGAGGUGUAGGAGGCUCCGGCGGUAAGGGAGGUGCUGGAGGUUCCUGGGGGCCGGGAGGUGACGCGGGUGCCGGGGGCAUGGGAGGUGCUGGAGGUCCCGGGGGAGCGGGAGGUCCUGGAGGUAACGGGGGGGAGGGAGGUGCAGGAGAUUCCGCGGGGCUGGGAGGUGGAGGUUUCGGGGGAAGUGCA
Messenger RNA from Iphiclides podalirius (scarce swallowtail), 450 nucleotides. Lineage: Eukaryota; Metazoa; Arthropoda; Insecta; Lepidoptera; Papilionidae. The record is from the annotation of a GenBank genome assembly.